CUAUGUGUAGUAUGUGUACUCACUCGUACUACUCGUAGCCGCAGCGUUCGCAGUCGCAGUCGUCUAGUCGUCACUCGUCGCGUCAGUACGUUGCUUGCGGGUUGUUGUGUCGCUUUCAUUCUUCCAAAACUGAAGAGAUUGAUCUCGUGACUUGAGAUAUGGAGGACAAACCACAGGACGAGCCGCAGGAAAAGUUUGAGGCCCUGCUUGCAGAACGCCGCACCAUCCACGAGCUGAAAAUGAAGGUGCGACGUUCAAAGAAGCAAGAGGACGAGAUUGUGGCCGACAACAUCAGGAGGCAGAAGGUCGUCGAUAUGCAGAAGAAGAGUGUGACGGAGGAGAAUUUGAAGCUGGACAAGGGUCAAGAGGAAUGGAAGGCCCACGAACAGGAUGUUCAACAUAAGAUCCAGGCCGCACAGCUCCCGGAGAGGGAAAAGAAGGCAAAGGAGGAGAUGAGGCAGGUGAUUGCCGCGGAGAUCGAAUUGAAGGGCCGCAUCCAGGAAGCAAAUGCCAACCGUGACGCGCGUGUCCAGCGUGCACUGCGUGCAGAAGAUGAGGACGACGACGAGGAAUUCUACGAAUUCUACAAUUGAUAUGUAUUGCUUUCAAAUAAAAUUUGUGUUGCUAAAAAGUGCAAGGAUUAAAUUUAAA
Neocloeon triangulifer is the source of this 651-nucleotide messenger RNA. RefSeq lists its product as uncharacterized. The record is from RefSeq and is a predicted model, not a curated record. The transcript has 2 exons. NCBI's taxonomy places the organism in Eukaryota, Metazoa, Arthropoda, Insecta, Ephemeroptera, Baetidae. Bases 159 to 593 code for a protein of 144 amino acids.